ACAAAAGGAGCCACGUCACACAACUUUUUUCCCAAACAAACAAGAUGGAGCCCUUUUGAAGAAUUAGGUAAUAACAAAGCUGAAAAUAAUUUGUACCAUUGAGUUCACCAUGAAAUGUUUUCGUAAUAGCGAUGAUCCAACAUAAGUAUGUAAUUAUGGGUUCUGCGUGGGUGACUAUCAUUUGCGCGUUUCUGUUUCUCUCCCCACCGACAGAGGCCUUGUUUACGUUCCUCCCAAUGUUCAAGUACGAGAUGAAUUGCUCAGUUCACUGUAGAUGCAUUGACAGCACCAUAGAAAGUAUCAUGAAACAAUACUACUUCAAACAUUUGUCCAUCAUGGGCUCUGCGUAUAGGACGGACAUACAGGAUUUCGACAUGAAGUCAGAGUACAAGAGCUUCUUGGGGGUUUUCGCGAAGAUUUUCAACAAUAUAAUGCUUGUGUUGUGUGAACUGUCAGACGGACGAGUCCACACGAUCACCUCUUUACUGAACGGCGUGGACAGCAGCAUGUACACCGCUCUUGAUGUGAAGUGCAUCAAGAAGGAGAUGAUUAUCUGGGACAUCCCUUCCUGGCACAGUUCUUUCAACAUCUUCGUCAGCGACAGUUGUAAGGUGUCCACUUACAAAGACUCACUAAUCGUGGUCCCCAUGAAUAUGUGGAUAAUGGACAUAGACGCCGGGGGCGAACAUGUAAUGAGAACCAUUGACCUGAGCUACACUCUUAACACACUUUCGCUAGCACUAGCGGGGUCCAGAAGCAAGUUCAUUCCUCAGAAGUGGAGCAACGCCUACAUGUGCUCAGUGACAUUGCUUAGCUUUAAAGAUAAUUGGUUAGAAGAUUUCAAUUGCAUCAUAACUCUUACAAAAAGACUUGACACACUAGACCUGGAAGGCAAUGUCAUGACACGCUUCCCAAAGUGCCUCUUGGAAUCCAAAUACAGAUCCCUAAGUUACUUAUCCCUUGCAUACAAUCGAAUUGAUGACAUAUCGCCCAUGUACGACUUGCCUGGAAACACUGGCGUACCAGACAUCAAUAUCAUUAACCUGAGUUACAACGAUAUUAGUGAGGUACACACUUUACGAGAUAUGGGCCGGCUAAAAAUCUUAGACUUAAGCUACAAUAAAAUCCAAGAGAUAUCUGCGAAUGUAUUUGUCAACCUGAAGCAUCUAAACAAACUAUUUCUCAGCAAUAACAACCUCUUUAAGCUCGACCUACAGAUGCUCCUUCCUAGCAGUAAUCUGGAAACGCUGGAUGUUAGUCACAAUUACAUUCUGUCCGUGAAUGAAGCUAGUGUCGUGAACAUAAACAAAACUAUACUCGAGCUAGAUUUACAAUAUAAUAGAUUGUCAUACCCUCCGCUAAAAGACUGUACGAAAAUGUUGCCUACAAAUAAUAACCUCAAAAUUUUAUCCGCCUACAAUCCUUAUUUGUGUGACUGCAGUUUCAUUGUGUUCGAGGCAUGCAUUAAUCGGCUUGAAAUGCAGAACAGAAGUUCAGUGAAACAUGUUUUCCAUGACUUGAACCAGAUGAAGUGUUAUUUCCCACCUACUAAUAAAGGUAUCGCGAUUCGAGAUUUAAACUUUCACAGAUACUGCGUAAUCCUGGAGGACUGCCCUCCGUCUUGCACUUGUUAUUUGCAGGAGAGGAACACACUAAGAGUUAACUGUUCGUCAAGACGACUCCUGGAGAUGCCGGUCAUCAUUCCCAAGCUGACCAACGUCUACACAAUUCUGUACCUCGACCACAACCCACUAGGAUAUUUAGGCUACCAUUCCUAUUUGAGUCGAUUGUCGGAGAUUUACCUAGAUCAUUGCUUGCUUACAACAGUAACGCUGUCUGCUUUAGCGGCUCUCAAAAACAUUAGAGUGAUGACCCUACACAACAAUCUCCUUCAGAAACUUCCCACCAGUACCAGUAACAUUACUUUGGAAAAAGCCACGAACAUAACUUUACACAAUAACAGGUGGGCGUGUUCAUGUGAAAGUCUUUGGCUGCCCCGAUGGAUAAGCAAGCACAGUGCAAUCAUUUGGAAGCCAGAGAAUAUUUCCUGCGACUACUUACAAAUAGCAAUGCGGGAUGUGAGUAAGUCGAACUGUGAUGAAAAAAGACAUCUCAAUCACGAUUACUUGGCUGUUUUCCUUGUCGCGUGCGCGUUCUUAGCCAUGACGCACGUAUACUUUUUGUACCGCCGAGAUGUUCCGAUUUUAAUGGAAAGCAAAACAUGGAACAUUUUCGCACAUGCGAUGAUCCAACGUAAGUAUGUAUCGAUGGGUCCAGCGUGCGUGGGGAUCCUUCCGGCGUUUUUGUUUCUCAGCCUACCAACAAACGCCUUCUUUUCAUUCCUCCCAAUGUUCCAGUACGAGAUGAAUUGCUCAGUUCACUGUAGAUGCAGAGACAGCACUCUAGAAAGUACCAUGAAACAAUACUACUUUAAACAUUUGUCCAUCAUGGGCGCUGCGUAUAGGCCGGACAUACAGAAUUUUGACAUAAAGUCCGAUUACAUGAGCUUCUUGGGGAUUUUCGCACCGAUUCUUCACAACAUAGCGCUUGUGUCAUGCGAACUGUCCGACGGACGUAACCACACGAUCACCUCUUUACUGAACGGCGUGGACCACGGCAUGUACACCGCUCUUGAUGUGAAGUGCACCAAGAAGGAGACGAUUAUCUGGGACAUCCCUUCCUGGCACACAUCCUUCAACAUCUUUGUCAGCGACAAUUGCAACGUGACCACGUACUCACAGUUAGUGGUCCCCAUGAAUAUGUGGAUAAUGGACAUAGACGCCGGGGGCGAACAUGUAAUGAGAACCAUUGACCUGAGCUACACUCUUAACACACUUUCGCUAGCACUAGCGGGGUCCAGAAGCAAGUUCAUUCCUCAGAAGUGGAUCAACGCCUACAUGUGCUCAGUGACAUUGCUUAGCUUUAAAGAUAAUUGGUUAGAAGAUUUUAAUUGCAUCAUAACUCUUACAAAAAGACUUGACACACUAAACCUGGAAGGCAAUGUCAUGACACGCUUCCCAAAGUGCCUCUUGGAAUCCAAAUACGUCUUUCUUAACUACCUAUCCCUUGCCCACAAUCGAAUUCAAGACUUAUCGCCCAUGUACGACUUGCCUGGAAACACUGGCGUACCAGACAUCAAUAUCAUCAACCUGAGUUACAACGAUAUUAGUGAGGUACACACUUUACGAGAUAUGGGCCGGCUAAAAAUCUUAGACUUAAGCCAUAAUAAAAUCCACGAGAUAUCUGGGAAUGCAUUUGUCAGCCUGAAGUACCUUAACACACUCUUACUCGGCAAUAACAGACUCUUUAAGCUCGACCUACAGAUGCUCCUUCCAAGCAGUAAUCUGGAAAAGCUGGAUGUCAGUCACAAUUACAUACUGUCCGUGAAUGAAGGUAACAUUGUGAACAUAAGUAAAAGUACACUCGAAUUAGAUUUACAGUACAAUAGAUUGUCCAACCCACCACUAAAAGACUGUAGGAAAUUGUUACUUACAAAUACGAACCUCAAAAUUUUAUCCGCCUACAAUCCUUAUUUGUGUGACUGCAGUUUUAUUGGGUUUGAGUCGUGUAUGAAGUGGCUGGAAGAACAGAACAAAAGUUCCGCGAAACACGUUUUCCAAGACUUGAACCAGAUGAAGUGUUCUUCCCCGCCUAGUAAUAAAGGUAUUACGGUUCGAGAUUUAAACUUUCACAGGUACUGUGUAGUUCUGGAGGACUGUCCUCCGUCUUGUACUUGCUAUUUACAGGAGAGGGAUAUUUUAAAAGUAAACUGUUCGUCAAGACGAUUCCUGGAGAUGCCGGUCAUCAUUCCUAAUUUGACCAACGUCUACACAGUUCUGUACCUCGACCACAACCCGCUACAGUCAUUAAACUAUCAGCCAUAUUUGAGUCGAUUGUCAGAGAUUUACAUUGAUAAUUGUUUACUGACAACAGUGAUGCCGUCUGCUAUAGCGGCUCUCAAAAACAUUAGAGUGAUGACCCUACACAACAAUCUCCUUCAGAAACUUCCCACCAGUACCAGAAACAUUACUUUGGAAAAAGCCACGAACAUAACUUUACACAAUAACAGGUGGGCGUGUUCAUGUGAAAGUCUUUGGCUGCCCCGAUGGAUAAGCAGGCACAAGGCGGUCCUUUGGAAGCCAGGGAAUAUAUUAUGUGACUACUUCCAAAAACCCUUGGAGGACGUGAGUGAGGCAGACUUGAACUGCAAAAGCUGGUCGGCCAUGGACAAUUUCUUGACUGUAAUCCUCUUUGUGUUAUCGACCGUUGCCACAGUGAUACUAUUCUUCUGUUACAACACCGAUAUUUGUGCUAUAGUAUAUAGUAAACUGGGAAUAGAAUUUAAUUCCAGAUUGUUAUACGGAGACCAGUAUUGCCCUUUCGACAUUCUAAUUUCAUACGGGCAAGACAACUAUAAGUGGGUAGUCGACACAUUGGUUCCUUACCUCGAGAAAAACCCCGGAGGGUAUCGUGUCUGCUUAAACCACAGAGAAUUUCCGUCCAGCGACUGCGUUCUGGAAACCUUACCAACCGCUGUACGUUUAAGUCGCAGCGCCAUCCUCGUCCUUAGCAAAGAAUUCCUUCAAAAAGAAUGGUGCAUGCUGGAAGUACGAGUAGCGAUCCAACGCCUGCUGCUAGUGGGCAGCAAAUUGCUGAUCAUAUGCAUGGAUAAGGUAAACGUGGACGAGCUAUCCCCAGAACUAAGAGCCUACAUCCACACACACCAUUACCUGAGAUACGAUGAACACGACUUUUGGGUGAAGCUGGACUUGUUUCUGCCACGAAAACUCAUACGGAACUCGGAGCCAGUCGUGCAAGAUUCAAGUUUAGCCGCCGGCGGCGACUGUGCGUCCAAAAGCAUCGACAAGUGCGAAGAAAACGAAGGUACGGACUGCACAGAAGCUUUGUGAGAACUAGACGUGUGUUACUUCAGACAAUCUGUAGGCUGUGCUCGACACCCUCCUCUACAAUUACACUGCACUGCUCGUGUUUGCGGAUACAGGCAUGCACUAGUAUCGUUUGAAAACAUCUCUUGAUAGAUAGAAUUAUGAAGAAACUUUCUAGCAUUUUUACAUACUUGCUUGUUACCUAAAAGCAUACUUACAAAAAAUAUGCCAUCAUACACUCGUAGAUAUAUCAUUAUGCAUUUUUUAAAAUAUUUUCUUCUUAAUACAAAUUUUGUAUCGAUGUCAAA
Biomphalaria glabrata is the source of this 5194-nucleotide messenger RNA. RefSeq lists its product as uncharacterized. The transcript is spliced from 2 exons. Gene Ontology annotation, biological process: signal transduction. The record is from RefSeq and is a predicted model, not a curated record. Gene Ontology annotation, molecular function: protein binding. The coding region runs from base 132 to 4910 and encodes 1592 amino acids. NCBI's taxonomy places the organism in Eukaryota, Metazoa, Mollusca, Gastropoda, Planorbidae.